Molecule: messenger RNA, 996 nt
Organism: Aspergillus terreus NIH2624
Lineage: Eukaryota; Fungi; Ascomycota; Eurotiomycetes; Eurotiales; Aspergillaceae
Product: ketopantoate reductase family protein
Exons: 2
Coding region: 1-996 (331 amino acids)
Biological process (GO): pantothenate biosynthetic process
Cellular component (GO): cytoplasm
Molecular function (GO): 2-dehydropantoate 2-reductase activity
Source: RefSeq, a predicted model, not a curated record
AUGGCUGACGCGGGUGUCAAUAUACUCCUCCUUGGGUGUGGCGCAGUUGGCACCCUGGCGGCCGUCACCUUACAGAAGUCAAAUCAAGCAACCGUGACAGCUGUUUUGAGAUCCAACUUCGCGGCAGUAGCAAAGAAUGGAUUCACGAUUGAUAGUGUUGAUCAUGGCAAACUCUCUGGCUGGCGUCCAUCCCAUGUCGUGCGCUCUGUCCAAGAUGCCAUUCAGUAUGGGCCGUUCCACUUCGUUGUUGUGGCAAUGAAGAGCCUUCCCGAUGUCUAUUCAAUUCCACAGCUUGUCGCCCCUAUCGUCGCCGAAUCCCAGUCGAUAAUUGUUUUGAUUCAGAAUGGUAUCGGCAACGAACAGCCAUUCAUCGAUGCGUUUCCUAGGAUAAUCGUUCUCUCUGGCGUGAGCAUGAUCGGUGCCCACCAACUAGAGAACGGCAUUAUCCAACAUAGUCACCCUGAUAUCCUCCAUCUAGCUCCAUUCUAUAAUGCAGCUGUUGCCAAAGAGGAGCAAGACCGAGUCGCAGCAUAUUUUGCUUCAUUGUACAGCGCCGGUGGAGCUACCUGUGUCAUUGUCGAAGAUAUUAUUUGGAUGCGUUGGAAAAAGCUUGUGUGGAAUGCGUCUUUCAGCAGUGCUUGUGUCAUGACAGGCUUGGAUGUGACAUCUGUCAUAGAUGCUGGUGGUGUGGAGACGAUGAUUCGCCCAGUGAUGGAUGAGAUUGUCAAUAUUGCUCAGGCUAGUGGGUAUAUCCUGCCAGACAAUAUCCAAGAGGUGUCAAUUGCUUCGAUGUCUCGAGAACUACGAUUUCGUCCGAGCAUGUUGGUUGACGCAGAUCGCGGUAACCCUAUGGAGGUCGAGGUCAUCCUUGGAAAUCCCCUCCGUAUAGCUCGGACUCUGGGAUGUGAUGCACCAUUUUUGCAAAUGAUAUACGGCUGCCUGCAGAUGAUCCAAUGGAAAUUUGGAAAGCAACAGUCGAAGAGGAUUGAGAUCUAA